Messenger RNA from Thamnophis sirtalis, 1396 nucleotides. Lineage: Eukaryota; Metazoa; Chordata; Lepidosauria; Squamata; Natricidae. The record is from RefSeq and is a predicted model, not a curated record.
UUUCCUGGACCAUGGCUUCUAAAGCAUCAUCUGGCAUCACUGUUGUUGCUCCCAGAGGCUCCAGUAACCUCACUACAAGUCCUGUGCUAACCACUGUCCCACCCAGCUUCAUUGAAGGACUUAUCAACAAAAUCCCAUUACCCAGAUGGGCUCUCAUUGCAAUUGCUGUAGCAGCAGGCUUAGUCCUGCUACUUUUCCUUAUCUGUAUCAUCAAGUGCUGCUGCUGCAAGAAGAAACGGAAGAAGAAGGAGAAACUCAACUUAACAAACAUCAAUGGUGCCUCCACAACAGCCAGCUUGUUAAAGGUUAGCGUGAAGCAGGCAGCAGAUCUAAAGGCCAUGGACAGUGGAGGUACCUCUGAUCCCUACGUGAUUGUCUUCCUGACAUCUGACAUAAGGAAGAAGUAUGAAACAAAGGUCCAUCGUAAGACACUCAGCCCUGUUUUCAACGAAAGCUUCAUUUUUCAGGUCUCCCGAGCAGAGGUGACUGAAGCUAUACUGGUCAUGCAAGUGUAUGAUUUCAACCGCUUUUCCAAGCAUGACAUAAUUGGCGAGGUGACUCUGCCUCUUGUGGAUGUGGACUUACAGCAUGUAAUGGAACAAUGGCUUGAUCUCUCUCCAGCUGGCAAGAUAGAGCAAGAGCACCUUGGAGAAAUCUGCUUCUCACUGCGAUAUGUCCCCACUACCAGCAAAUUAACGGUAGUUAUCUUGGAAGCCAAAAAGCUCAAGGUUAUGGAUGCAGAUGGAUUAUCAGACCCAUAUGUCAAAGUGCAACUUAUUCUGAACAAAAAGAAAUGGAAGAAAAAGAAGACAACUGUGAAGAAAAACACCUUGAGCCCCUAUUUCAAUGAGGCCUUUGUUUUUGAAGUGCCUUUCAACUUGAUCCAGAAUGUGGACCUGGUGAUCUCAGUCUGGGAUCAUGACAAAGUGACCAAGGAUGACCAGAUCGGAAAGUUGUUUCUCAGCUGCCGAGCUACAGGGAACCAGUUGCGCCACUGGUCAGAUAUGCUGGCUAAUCCUCGUAGGCCUAUCGCACAGUGGCAUAGCCUGCAGCCUGUGGAAGUUAUGGACAAAACUCUGGGACUGAAGACACGCUUCAAACUGCCACUACCCACCAGCUAACCCAACCACCCCAAACAGUUCUCUCUAUGCCUCUCCACUCCAGAAGGAAACCCACAGCUAUUAUUUAUGAAGGAAAACCUGAUAGCACAAAUCGCCACAUCCGGUUCAGUUAAAGAUAUAGCUGUAAUUAUUCUAGGCAAGGGAAGGCAAGGCAAGACAUUAUGCCACUGAAUCCCACAUUUAGGUAACCAUAGUUAUCUCAAAGGGAUGUGGUGACUCAGUGGCUAAGACGCUGAGCUUGUCGAGCAGAAAGAUUGGCAGUUCGGCAGUUCGAA